Messenger RNA from Camponotus floridanus (Florida carpenter ant), 2969 nucleotides. RefSeq names its product general transcription factor 3C polypeptide 3. Gene Ontology annotation, molecular function: protein binding. NCBI's taxonomy places the organism in Eukaryota, Metazoa, Arthropoda, Insecta, Hymenoptera, Formicidae. The record is from RefSeq and is a predicted model, not a curated record. The transcript is spliced from 5 exons. Gene Ontology annotation, cellular component: transcription factor TFIIIC complex. The coding region runs from base 160 to 2949 and encodes 929 amino acids. Gene Ontology annotation, biological process: transcription by RNA polymerase III.
UCUGUGAUAGAUGUUUAUGUGAGCGCAAAUAGGCAGUGAAGAAACAUGAAAAGAGAGAAGAAAAGUUUUGUAUAAAGUUUGUGUACUAGAUUUUACGACUAAUUAAUUAAUUAUAUAUAAGUUAUUUUGUUAACUUACAUCAGUUAUAUGUGAACAAUAAUGGAAUGCGAUACAAGCGAAACAACUGUCAGCAUGGAUGUGGUCAAAGAAACUGCAAUGGAUGUAGAACUUGAAAAAUCGACUGUCAAUGACAAUUUAGUUAUUAAUGAUAAUAGUAAUGUAACAGUAAUAAUUGAAGAAUUGGAUGAAAAUGCCAUUAAUUCAAUGGACAUGGAUAUCAAUGAAUUUGUUGAAGCUAAAGCAUUACAAGUACAAGAAGUUAAAGAUGUUCCAAAUUACACAUCUUCUCCAUCAUGUAGUUCUAACAAGGAUAUUAUGGAUGCAGAAGAUCAGGAUAUGUCACUAACUGCAGAUGAGGAAGAGCAAUUGACAAAACAGUUUUUAAAUGGAGAGUUAACAUUUAGCGAAUAUUCAUCAAGAAUGGAUCAGGAUAUAGAUGUGGAAACAAUAGAAAAUGAUAAUUCCAGAAAGAAUAUCGAAGUGGAUCCUGUUAUUGUACAAAAGACUGCAGAACAAAAAAGUAUAGAUCAGCAAAGAACAUGCAAAACAAGUAAUGUACGUCAGAGAAAAAAAAGACGUAUUUUGCCACCAGUUUUACAAGGUCUUAUGGGUGAAGCAAAUUUAAGAUAUGCCAAAGGAGAAGUAGAAUUAGCAGCCAAAAUAUGUGCUGAAAUUAUUAGACAAGUACCAACCGCCCCACAACCAUACCAGACAUUAGCUAUGAUAUAUGAAAAUGACCAUCCAGAAAAAUCAUUACAAUGUUCUUUAGUUGCUGCACAUCUUAGUCCUAAAGAUGCUGACCAAUGGAUAAGAUUAGCUAACAUAUCACUGGAAAGUAAUGAUAUAAAACAAGCAAUAACAUGUUUCUCUAAAGCAAUUCAGGCAAGUCCAAAGGAUAUAAGUUUAUAUGAGAUACGAGCACAACUUCAAGAACAGAAUGGAGACAAAAAAGCAUACUUGAGAGGGUACACAAGAUUGAUUCAUCAAUUGGAAGCUGACGACGGUGAACAUAUAUUGAAAUAUGCAAAAAUAUUAGCCAAACAUUAUAUGCAAGAAAAUAACAAUACACAAGCAUUAGAAGCAAUGGAGACCAUUUUUGUCAAAUGUCCUGAUUUCAUUACAUUAGAAGAAGUUAAUAUCAUGACUGAAUUGUUAAUAGCUCUAAAACAAUUCAAUAGAUGUUUAGAUAUAUUGGUCAAAUAUACAGAUAUUCAGGUACGAUAUAAGAAUAAGAAAGCAGAACAAGAAGAGAUAACUAACAGCAUAAUGUCUGAAGAGGAAGAAAAAUUGAAUAAUUUGAAAAGAAAAGCUACGACUUCGAUAAAAGAUCAAAAUAUUGAUGAAAUAGAAUCUUGUGAUGUACCAGAUAAUGUAGUUGUUGAUUUAAAAGCGAAAUUUCUUAUAACUCUUAUUGAAUUAGGUUACAUUCAAAUAGCUGAUGAACUUUUACCUAAAUUUUAUACGCAUGAGAAUCCAGAAAUUUCUGGAGAUCUCUUUCUAGAUUUGGCGGAAGCAUUAAUGGACAAGAAAGAAUUUCAGCGUGCAUUAGUUUUAUUAGACCCAUUAGUAGAAAGUUCGAAUUUUAGUUUAGCUGCAGUCUGGCUAAGGCAUGCAGAAUGCUGGGUUGGUUGCAAUGAUAUGGAUAAAGCCAUAAAAUCUUAUGAAAUUGUCCGAAAAUUAUCACCGCAGCAUUUAGGGGCAAGAAUAGCUCUAGCUAAACUUUACAAAGAAGCAGAACAUUACGAUAAAGCGAUAGAGGUUCUUUAUCAAGAUCCUGAAUCUGAUACAUUAGAUUCUGAUGUUAUAUAUCAAAGAAUGAUAUUACUUUAUAAAGUUGGAAAAUACGAACAAUACUUAUCGUCGGGAAUGUUGCUUCUUUCAAGACAUUGUGUUAACAUAAGGAGAAGGAGUGAAUUAAGUUCACUGGCACGUUCAACGGUCCGGCAACGUCUUGAAAGUUUAAAACAUGCUCGUUUAGAAGCCGGGGAUACAUUAGAGGAUGAAUACGCGCCAAUAUUUGCUGCUAAUACAAAACUGAGUGAGAAAACUGAAUUCCAACUUUUUCUACAAAUGUGCAAGCUAGCAUAUAAAUUAAAAAACUAUGGUUUUCUCCAAAGAAUAUGUUUUACCGCUUUAACAACACAUAGAUUUAAAAAAAGAAAUUCCCAUAUAGUCUUCUUAUGUUUAAUUUCUUGUAUACAUAAUGAAGAUUCAUUCCAUGGAUAUAAUAUCGUACGAGAAAUUGUACGUGUCUGUCAAAGAUCCAACUCGUGGAAUUUAUUAAAUAUAAUUAUUCAAAGAGCUCAAGAUUCAAGGCAUAGCAGAUUCAUAAUGCGAUUACUUGGAAGAGAAGAUGUAUUUUCAUAUUUGCAUAUCAUACAUGCAAAUAAUUGCCUUGUCGCAGGAACAUAUAAAUAUGCAUUGAACGGCUACAUUUCUCUCUUCAAGGUAGCGCCAAAUGCAUUGUUAGCAUUGUUAAUAGGUGUUACACAAUUACAAAUGGCAUGUCAAAAAAUGUCAGUUAAGAAAAAUCAACUUAUAAUUCAAGCACUAGCAUUUUUCAAAAAAUAUAUGCAACUACGUGGUAAAGAUGGUAAACAGGAAACCUAUUACAACAUGGCGCGAGCGUUUCAUCAAAUUGGUUUAUUUCCAUCUGCGAUUCACUUCUAUAAGUUGGUCCUGGAGGAAGAUCCGGGAGAUUUAGUUAAACAGCAUGCAAAUCUUUUGGAUUUGAAAAAAGAAGCAGCUUUCAACUUACAUCUCAUUUAUUUGCAAUCCGAAAAUCAUCUCCUUGCUAGGAUGUAUCUUGAAAAUUACAUCACAAUUUGAAUAAAAGAUGUGAAAUCUGA